Amoebophrya sp. A120 is the source of this 2392-nucleotide messenger RNA. The record is from the annotation of a GenBank genome assembly. Lineage: Eukaryota; Dinophyceae; Syndiniales; Amoebophryaceae.
CUCGAUGGGACAUAGAUCUGGAACACGAGCUGCCGCUGCGCGAUUGAAUAUAUAAAAAGCGACUUAUGUUGAGAUCUACGCCAGGAUUGCCCGCGCACUUUUUUCGUUUCAACGUCACUGGCUAUUGGUGUAGUCACAACUCAGCUUGUUUUUAAGUAAGUUUUUACGAUUGCGCGCUUAUCGUUUUCAUAUUUUUCCAAAAAUGCCGAAUCCUGGUGGAAUUGAAUUUUUGGCUGAGCAGCCCGGUGUACUGUCGCCACGGCAUGGUUCUGCGACCGCGCUAAAAGUUGGAGAAAACGCACGAACUACCCUGUCAAACACGAUCGACCUCCAGUCCUGUAGCUGGAACAUCCGUCUUCGAGAGCUUAUGGCCGACGUGGCGGCUGCCGAAUAUGAGGACGCAGCAGGAGCGCCGGCAAGAAAACUAAGUAAGAACGAGGUGAAGCGAAGAGCGAGGGAGCUGCUGCGCGUGGAGCAGCGCGGCGCAGAAAGUGAAAGGCAGGAGCGAGGAGAUAAACGCGAGCUUUUUUAUGACCGGCAGGCAACAGGAAACGGUAAUGGAGACGGUAAAAUUUCCAGCUCUCCGUCCGCAAACUCGGCGGCAUCCGCUAGCAGCUCCUGCACCGAAAAGCUAAGCCCGCGGAAGAACAUUACCAAUGUCUGUGACGAAGCGCUGAAAAAGGCCGGUCACCCUUACGCUGAGCUGCUCGACGUCCACGCGCCGCUGCGCGGCAAGGAAAAAUUCCUCGGCGGGUCUCUCGGCGCUGACAACUGCAUCUACGGUAUUCCGGGACACGCAAAGCAGGUCCUGAAGAUCGACCCAGACACGGGGGAAACCAGCCUGCUCGGCGGCCCCUUCGACGGGGAAUUCAAGUGGCUUCGCGGCGUGCUGGCCAGCGACGGGUGCGUUUACGGCAUCCCGAGUCACGGGGAGUCCGUGUUGCGCAUUUUCACGUCCAAAACGAAUCAGCACCGGGAAAGGUACAACGAGGUGGAGCAGCUCUACCCCGACAGCGGGCCGAUGAAGGGGAUCUGGAAGUGGCACGGGGGAAUUCUUGGACAGGAUGGAAACAUUUACGGUGUGCCCUGCAACGCAGACCAGGUGCUGAAGAUCGACAUCCAGAAGAACGGGGAGAUUACCAUGUUCGGCGACAAAGACCUCCUGACACAAGGUACUGCUGUAUAGAGCGGACACGUUUGUCGAAGAGUCUGAAUCUACGAACACCUUCCUUAACGCAACGACCACCUACUAUAUAGUUUUUUUGUUCUUCUACUAACAUGCAGUCCAUCUGAUUCCUUGUAGCUUGUGCGAGUGCAGCACCAGCAUCAAAAUCAAUCAAGAUAUAUCUGAUCACAACAGACGCUGCGAAGUGGUACGGCGGGCAGAUGGCCCUUGAUGGCAGUAUGUACGCAAUCCCGCAGAACAGCAGUCGGGUGUUGCGCAUUUGUCCGAAAACCGAAUCGGUUUCCCUGAUUGGUCCGGACCUCGGCAAAAGCGGCUGGAAGUGGCACGGCGGCAACUUUUCCAGUGCCGACGGGUGCAUUUACGGGAUUCCCAACAACAACGACACCGUGCUGCGAAUCGACCCGCAGACCUUGUCCGUCUGCGAAAUCGGCGCCAACAUUCCGGGAGGACGGCACCGCGACGACGGCAAGUACAAAUUUCUCGGCGGCGUGACGGACGGUGCCGGAAACGUGUAUUGCAUCGCUGGAGACGCGGAUCGAGUCUUGAAGAUCGAAAUUUCCCAGAGGAAAGGAGCAAGUUCCUCGUCACAAGCCCCUGCAGUAGCUGAUCAAGCGCAUACCUCGCCCACCGAGAACAAAGGGAAUGUUGAUCAACCUUGGGUUACGAUUCUUUCGCAGCACGAGUUUGCCGAGAACAACACCAUCGUCACGCUGAAACUGGUCGGCGAGUCGCUGCAUGAAAAGUGCGGCAAGAAGGUGCAAAACAAGUGGCAGAACGGUUUUUUCUCGAAGAAAGACGGUUGCAUCUACGGCAUCCCCCUGAAGGCCGAGACGAUGCUGCGGAUCUGCACGGUGACCGACCAAACUUCCGUGGUGCAGAUUCCCGACCCCUGUCCGGGCGCAAGCUUCGUGCGCGAGGGCAACAACAAGUGGGAAGGCGGCGUUUUUGGUGCGGACGGCAGUGUGUACUGCAUGCCGUUACUUUGCAAGUACGUUCUGCGACUCGUCCCGGGAAAACAGCCCGCGGAAUAACUAAGUUGUACAACUACUAGUGCGACUUUUCACAUUGUUUCGAUAGACCCGAUGCCGAUCUUUCCAUGGAGCAUUGUUUUCGUUUGCCCUCACGAUCGCGAAGACGAAAGACGAUAAAGAUCCUUCUUUGAAUGUAGCAAAGACAGCGGCCAUGCUCUCUACAACAGCGACAGAU